Ascochyta rabiei is the source of this 1722-nucleotide messenger RNA. RefSeq names its product peptide transporter ptr2. The coding region runs from base 1 to 1722 and encodes 573 amino acids. Gene Ontology annotation, cellular component: fungal-type vacuole; plasma membrane. Gene Ontology annotation, molecular function: tripeptide transmembrane transporter activity; dipeptide transmembrane transporter activity. NCBI's taxonomy places the organism in Eukaryota, Fungi, Ascomycota, Dothideomycetes, Pleosporales, Didymellaceae. Gene Ontology annotation, biological process: transmembrane transport. The record is from RefSeq and is a predicted model, not a curated record. The transcript is spliced from 3 exons.
AUGGUUCACAAAGACGGUGCCCGAAAGGCAACAUGUUCACCAAACACUACAUCCUACUGCGAGGAGUCAGCCACGACAAGUGCAAGAUCAUCGAGAACUUUCUUCGACAUCAGCGACAUGCGGCGCGUUCGAGACGACAUGCCGUGGCAGCUGUGGGUGGUCGCGUUCAUUGCGUUCUGGGAGCGAGCGGCGUUCUGGGGCAUCACCGGGCCGUGGCAAAACUACAUGCAGCAUCCUCCGCAUUAUGAGAAGGGCCAGACACCAGGAGCGCUCGGUCUUGGCCAGUCAAUGGCGACGCGGAUAUACUGUGCUUUCUACAUUCUGUACUACACGACGCCCACCUUAUUUGCCAUUCUGGCGGACAGCUGGCUGGGCCACUUCACGACGUUGGUCAUCAGCGUGGUCAUCUAUUGCCUUGGAUGUGCCGCUUUGACUGUGAGCUCAAUACCCAGCCAGCUGGACAGGGGCUGGGGACUGCCAGGCCUCGUCAUUGCAAUGGCGUUGAUUGCCCUGGGAGGCGGCGGCUUCCGCGCUAUUAUGGCGCCUUUCAUCGCGGACCAGUAUACGGAAGAGAAGACGACCAUCAAGACACUCAAAUCUGGCGAGGAGGUCGUCACGGACCGCCAGCUGACGCUGCAGUACAUCUACAACCUGUACUUCUGGGUAGGCAACCUGGGAUCUCUGUCGUGGUUCGUGACUGUCUACCUCGAAUUGCACACGGGGUUCACGCCGGCGUACGCUCUCUGUCUCGGGUUCAUGGUGGUUGCGGCGAUAAUGCUCGUCCUCGGACAGAAAUGGUACAUUAGGACGCCACACGAAGGCAACGUCUUGCCGGCAGCCAUCCGGAUCGUCACCUGCGCCGGUCGACAUGGAUUCAAGAUGGCCCACGCUCAGCCCGAGUACCAGCUUGAACACCGUCAACAUGUCGUCUCGUGGAGCGGCCAGCUGGUGGGCGAGGUCACUCGGGGUCUGCAAGCCUGCCGCGUUCUCGUUGCGUUUGUUAUCUUCUACGUCUGCUUCGACCAGAUGCAGAACAACCUGAUCUCGCAGGCGGCCGAGAUGGAAACGCACGGCACACCAAACGACCUCGUCCCGGCGAUGAACCAAGUCGGCUGCAUCGUCUUCGCCCCGCUGAUCCAGGAAGUCCUGUACCCGUUUCUGCACCGCCGACGCAUCUACCUGCGGCCCGUGACGCGCAUCUCCAUCGGCUUCUGCUUCGUUGCAGCCUCCAUGCUCUACGCAACCCUAUUGCAGCACUUCAUCUACGCUUCGCCGUCGGCCAAAGUCAACGUCUGGAUCCAAGCGCCGUUGUACUUCCUCCUCGCCAUCGGCGAAGUCUUCGCCAUGGUCACCGCGAUGGAGUACGCGUACGAGCACUCGCCCAAAGCCAUGAAAGCCAUUGUGCAGGCCGCGAGUCUGCUCAUCGCGGGCGUUGGGUCCGCCGUCGCCAUGGCGCUGACACCCGCUGCGCACGAUCCGCUGAUGGUCGGCUUCUACGCGUCGCUCACGGGCGCCAUGGUGCUGACGACUGUCGUCUUUCAUGUCGUCUUUCGCCACUACGAUAGGCCUGUGGAAGCGAAGGACGGAGACGUGGAUGGCGAGACAGUGGUGGAGACGGGGCUGCUUGGACCGUCUCGACCCGCGCCGGCCGUACAGGUGGGUGGUGUUGAGACGGUGAAGACAGCGGCUGAGGUCGAAGUGAGGAGUGUUGGAGAGUGUUGA